This is a messenger RNA of Camellia sinensis, 1331 nucleotides long. The record is from RefSeq and is a predicted model, not a curated record. Lineage: Eukaryota; Viridiplantae; Streptophyta; Magnoliopsida; Ericales; Theaceae.
GGCUGGGAAAAGCCUCUAUUAUACAGAGCGAAACCUUUUUGUUUCGAUAGAGUAGAGGCGGUGGUCUGGUCUUUAACUAGAAUUGAGAGCAAGAAUCUGUAUUGAUACAGAUAUGGCAACACAAGCGCAGCAACAACAACAGUGGAUGGUGAGCGCUCAGGCUCAAACCCAUUAUCAUCCUCCUUCAACAGCAACACCUACUAGUGCUUCUUCAUCAUCACUACCCUAUCAUCAACCCACCACUCUCGAAGAAGUUCGUACCCUCUGGAUUGGCGAUUUACAGUACUGGGUCGAAGAGUCCUACCUCCAUAAUUGCUUCUCUCACACUGGAGAGGUGGUUUCGAUAAAGGUAAUACGUAACAAGAUCACUAGUCAGCCAGAGGGUUACGGAUUUGUGGAGUUCAAUUCACAUGCAGCAGCUGAAAGGGUUUUGCAGACAUACAAUGGGACACAAAUGCCUGGAACUGAGCAAACUUUUAGGUUAAAUUGGGCUUCCUUUGGGAUUGGAGAAAGACGCCCUGAUGCUGGGCCAGAGCACUCUAUCUUUGUGGGGGAUUUAGCACCUGAUGUUACAGAUUACUUGUUGCAAGAGACCUUUCGAACUCAAUAUCCAUCUGUUAGAGGUGCCAAGGUCGUGACUGACCCAAAUACUGGGCGCUCAAAGGGAUAUGGUUUUGUUAAAUUUGCUGAUGAAAUGGAAAGAAACCGUGCUAUGUCUGAAAUGAAUGGUGUCUAUUGCUCAACUAGGCAAAUGCGUAUCAGUGCAGCAACACCGAAGAAGACCACUGGCUUUCAACAGCAAUAUGCAGCAGCUAGAGCUUUAUAUCCACCUCCAGCUUACACGCCAGCAGUGCAGACAAUUCCAGUGGAUAAUGAUAUUAAUAACACUACAGUUUUUAUUGGAAACCUGGACCCCAAUGUCACAGAAGAGGAACUGAGGCAAAUAUUUUUGCAGUUUGGGGAAAUUAUCUAUGUGAAGAUCCCCACAUCAAGAGGAUGUGGUUUUGUGCAGUUUGCAGCUAGGGCAUCUGCUGAAGAAGCAAUCCAAAGGAUGCAGGGAACAAUGAUUGGUCAACAAGCGGUCCACCUUUCUUGGGGCAGGAGUCCAACACCUAAACAGGAAUUACCUGGUGUCUGGAGUCAGCAAGCAGAUCCAAGUCAAUGGAGCAGCACCUAUUAUGGUUACGGACAAGGUUAUGAUGCCUAUGGUUAUGGGACUACACAUGAUCCUUCAUUAUAUGCAUAUGGUGCAUACCCUGGUUACGCGCAGUACCCUCAACAGGUAUGACGCUUUUAAAGAACAUUGUUUUUUCCCUUUUGCUGGAUGUGCU